CCACUAACAUGUCUUACCCUGAGAGUUGAAUGUGGAUCAUAAUUGACGUAACAAAUGCUAAGGAAAGCUGGUGAUGAGACGUCUACCCUGCAGUCACCCAGACAGUUGGGUGGUGGCGACUUAAAGGAUUUUCUGAUGCUUUCCUCUGUUGGGUCAUCAAACAGAACAUGUAAUGUAGCUUCUUUAUUUAUGCAGUUUUAUGUUUUGUGUUUUCUUAUAGACAAUCUCGGAAUGGAUUACUCCGCAAUAUAUCAUGAGUUUCAGAAACAGCCACCGAGAGUGGAGCAGCGGCAGGUCAUUCAUCUUCUGAAGGUGUUACUGAGGACGUGAGACAAGUGAUUGUGACUGGCUCUCGUGAGGAUCUCAUCGUUUUCUCUUAUUGGUGGGAUCCCAACAUCGCCACUGGGAGAGUGUAUAAAAACCAUCACGUUCCUCAAGAAGCGCAAUUCUAUCAUGUGAUGGGGAACAGUCUACAUCUCUAAACCGUGUGUGACAGACGCGGGAGAAAACACCUGUUACGGAAGAAUCAAGUUGACCAAAGCUACCUCCACGACUCAACAGACAAAACAACCCCGCAUCCCAUCUGGUGAACCCCAGUGGGAUCAUGUGGGUUCUAGAAAAGAUCCGUGGCUCUGUAGAGACCACUGUGCUCCGGCGAGGAGAGAACGGGGAUAAGGAGGGCAAUACUCCUGCCUACAGCAACGUCCUCACUCCUGACAAGAUCCCUGACUUUUUUAUUCCCCCCAAGCUUGUCUGCUGCCCCCAAGAACCUGAGAACCUAGAUGUCGUGAAGCCUAAGGAAGCGCUGUGCUCCUCAGCCUCUGAGCAGACCAUUGGCAGUAAGAAGAUCAACAGCCCACGCCUGGUCGCCAAACUGGCUGGGGACACCAAGAACCUAUUGAGGGCCGCAAAUCGUCACAUAAUCCAGAUAGAGAGCGCUGAUGAUGUGGUGGCAGGAGACACCAAUGCUGACCCUCAGUCUCAGACCGCUAUGUCACUGCCCUACGUCCCCAAGACCCAAACCUCCUAUGGUUUUGUCACGCUGAUGGAAAGCCCACACACCCGCCGCAAGGAGUCCUUGUUCCACUGCGACCAGACCAGUCCCCUGACCUCCCCAAGCUCCCAGAGGAAGGGAAAGAGCACCGUCGCCGAGGGUAACCACCUCAACCCCCCGGACUUCAAUGCGUCGCACAACCCCUACCGCUACUUCAGCGGGGGUGAGAGCGACACCUGUUCCUCAGCGGAGUCCUCUCCGUUCAACUCCCCGCUGCUUUCCCGCUCUGCCUCGCUGUUAAAAAUCUUCACGCACGAUACGCAAGCCAAGGUUUUCAAAGCCAAAAGAACUUUUGCCCGCCACAGCUCCUUGUCUACGGACGAGUGCAGCUCGGCCGAGCCCAGUCCCCACGUGCCGAGGCGGCUUGACUCCCCCUCCCUCCACGGUGGUGGUCCCUCGGACCGGGAGCACCGGGAGUACACUCUCAAUCUGCACAAGGGGGGCAGGGUGAGACUGAGUGCCAACUACGAUGACAGCACAGCCCGCCUACGCAUCCGUGUUCUGGCUGCCGAAGAGCUUUAUGACAAGAUGUACGACAUCAAGAGCAUCAACUGCUGCGUGUCACUGUACCUCAACCCUGGCAAGCUACAGAAACAACGAAGCACUAUUAUCAAGAACAGCCGGAAUCCUGUGUUCAAUGAGGACUUCUUCUUUGACUCUGUGACCUCGGUGCAGGUGAAGAACCUGGCCGUGAAGAUCAAGGUAGUGAAUAAGGGUACCAGCCUGAAGAGAGACACUCUGCUGGGGGAGAGAGAGGUCCCUCUGGGGAAGCUGCUCCAUGGCCUCUAGGUCUGUUCUGGAGAUAAAGAAUGCUACUCUAACUGGAAAUGAAUGAGACGUUGAAUGAUAAAGUGCAUGAAAGAAAGGAACGCAAUUGGGGUUAGAUGUUUGCUUGUCAUCCUCUGUAUUAACAUAGAACUGUCUGAAAGGAUCCUUUUUCAGCCUUGCCUUUAAUCUAGUCACCUUAACCUUCUGUUGCCUGAGCCUGCAGCCCAGCACAACCCAAAUUCCAGAUCAUGUGGAGGAAAAUUCUAUAUUGUAAUCUUCUGUGACAGGUCAAAAGAUGCAAGAUUUAGUGACUUUCUUUUUGUACUUUCUUGAUCUCAACGUUGUAUUUUGCAUGGUUGUAUUUUAACGUGACUAAUUUUCAGACUAUACAGGAUGAAUCUCUAAGAUUCAGCGUUUAUUUAGCUCUACACCGCUUUAGUGGAUCCGUGGGUCUUUGAUGUUGCGAAUAUAACCUGAUGUGCAAAUGAUCCUUUGAUCCUCAUUGCCAUCUACAGUACUACGGGAGGGAGAGGGCCAAUCUGUGAUGUGACCACAAUGUCUCAACCUGAAGGGUAGAGAUCAGACAUCACCAUCUGUGUCCUCGUUCCUCCUUUGACAUGAAUAUGCUAAUACAGUGCAGUGAUUAUACAUUUUUAAGGUUUCAUAAAGAGAAAGUGAUGCAUGACAUUUUACACAUUUUCAAAGGUGUUGACCUUGAGCAGUCAGCGUAAAUGAUUGGCUGACCCUUGAAAACAUUAUCAUUGUGGGGUAAUUUUAUCACAACCUCUGUUUUCCGCAUACCUGUCAGGCCACCACAUCAAACGACUGAAUCAACAAGAGAAUAUUUGACAAAGUAUAGUCCUCUGCUCUCUGUGCUCUGCUGUCCUUAAAAGUGAAUUACAGUAAAUAUGAUUUAGCAAUUUCAAGUGGAAACAACAAUCUGCAAAUGGUUUAAAGGUCAACCCACCCGUCUGUCUGUGAGAUAGUUGUUGUCUAAUCUUUGCCCGUCUUCACUAAUGUUUUACAGUAUGUAUCUAGUGUUUUUGUGGGAUACAUUUCUGUCAUGUUUAAACAUAAACCACUUUAAACAACAACAAAAAAAUCCCCUAGCAUGUCCAGAACUUGAUAUAACAAUUGUUGUGGUACAUCUGAUGAUUUUGUUAUUGUGGAAAAUCAGUUGUCUGCCAAUUAUAUUAUUAAAUGAUU
Molecule: messenger RNA, 3028 nt
Organism: Esox lucius (northern pike)
Lineage: Eukaryota; Metazoa; Chordata; Actinopteri; Esociformes; Esocidae
Product: C2 calcium-dependent domain-containing protein 4C
Exons: 4
Coding region: 605-1843 (412 amino acids)
Source: RefSeq, a predicted model, not a curated record